Molecule: messenger RNA, 1985 nt
Organism: Manduca sexta (tobacco hornworm)
Lineage: Eukaryota; Metazoa; Arthropoda; Insecta; Lepidoptera; Sphingidae
Product: BUD13 homolog
Exons: 5
Biological process (GO): mRNA splicing, via spliceosome
Cellular component (GO): U2-type spliceosomal complex; RES complex
Molecular function (GO): RNA binding
Source: RefSeq, a predicted model, not a curated record
UCCCUCUCAGUAGUAGAGGAGGCCCUUGCCCAACAGUGGGACAGUAUAAAAUACAGGGCUGAUAUUAUAUUAUUAUUAUUAUAUAAAAAUUCCAGGUUUAAAAUUAUAGAUGAUGACAUAGAUCUAUCCAAGCUAAGGCCAUUAGAAGGAGAUGAGUUGGACAUACUGGAUGGAGGUGAGGAUGCUCCGCAGAUCGCUGGGAUCAUAGACGAUAGGCCUGAAGAGCUGCGGAAGAUAGAGGAGUUCGGCUCCAGCUCAAAAUGGAGAGUUAUUAGUCAGGAUGAUGGUUUCAACAGUAAGUUACAAGUCCAAGAAAUAAAGAAGGAUGUAAAAGAGACUAAAAAAGAAAAUGAAAUUAUCUUUGGGAAAAUGUACAGUGAUUCUGAAGAUGAAAAACAGGAUUCCGAUGUGUCACCCCCAAGAAAAACUUCUGGUAAUCAUAAUGGUGAUAGGAAUCAAUCUAAAAGUACAAAAAAACACAACAGUGACAGUGACUUCAGUCCACCUAGAAGAAAAGAGAAGGAAGAUUCUUCAAAAAGCAAAAGAAAAGACAAGAAUUAUGACUCUGAUCCUUCCCCUCCAAGAACUAAGAGUAAGCCGAAAGAAAAAGUAAGGAAGCCAAGUCGUUGGGGUGAUGCAGAUAGAUCACCGGAAACUUCUAAAUCUUCAAAAAGAAGAUCCCCAAGUUCAGACCAGUCCCCACCAAGAAAGUCACAAAAAUCAAGAUACAAUUCAGAUGUUACAACUUCUAAUAAAUCAAAGAAAUAUGAUUCUGAUACUUCACCUUCGAGAAAAUCGCGAAAAGAGUAUGAUUCUGAUGUGUCGCCACCUAGGAAAUCACAGAAAAAAUAUGAUUCUGACGCAUCGCCUACGAGAAAAUCGCAGAAAAAAUAUGAUUCUGAUGUGUCACCUCCAAGGAAAUCACAGAAAAAAUAUGAUUCUGACGUGUCACCACCUAGGAAAUCGCGAAAAAAACAAGAUUACACUUCUUCAUCUAGAUUUGAUUCUAAAAAGAACAGAUCUCCAGAUACUGCGCGAAGGAAACAUUCACCGCAAAGAUCAAAGUACGAUAAAUCAGAAUCAAGGAAGCAAAGGAAAUCAAUAGAUUCAGAUGUAUCUCUGCCGAGAAAUUCACUUUAUCGUCAAGAGUCUCCUUCACAACGGAAGUCCAGAAAGUCGCCUGAAAGGAGGAAAAGGUAUGAUAGUGACUCGGAUGCGUCACCCCCAAGAAGAGAAAAAGGUAGAACAGAAGACGGCAGACACAAAAGAAGUACUGAUAGUCCACCACCAUCUAAUAAGAAAAUGGCAAAAACUUUGGAGGGAAAGAAAGCUGGGCUUCAAGAUGCUAGACAGUUGAGAGAGGAGAAUGAAUCAUUUAGGAAAAGGGAAGAGGAAGUGUAUAAUAAAAUGACUGAUGCAGUGUCUGGUAGGAAUGCACAAGCUGUGUCCCGGAAAGGCAAAAGAGAAACAUCAGAGGAGAGACAGAAACAAAGAGAGAAGGCAGCGAGGCAGAAGGAGUUGGAUGAAAAAUACAAGAAAUGGAGUAAAGGGAUAAAACAAAUAGAAGAGCAAGAAACCCGCCUCCAAGAUUUCAUGCAUGAAGCUGCCAAACCUUUAGCAAGGCACAGGAACGAUCAAGACUUGGAGCACAACUUAAAACAGGUGGAACGAGAAGGAGAUCCAAUGCUGCAGUACAUGCGUGAGAAGACGAGAGAACGAGGAGAGUUACCACCAGAACGGCCCACAUACAAAGGCAACUUCCCACCCAAUCGGUUUAAUCUUCGACCAGGCUACAGAUGGGAUGGCGUGGACCGUUCAAACGGAUAUGAGAAGAAAUAUUUCACGCAACAAAGUAGGAAGAAGGCUCAAGAAGAAGAAGCUUAUAAAUGGAGCACUGAAGAUUUGUGAAUAAUUUUUGAUAUUAUCUGUUGACAUUGGACGGAUUUUUUUAUCAAACAAAACAUACCUAAUUAAAUAGAAAAAUA